Ceratitis capitata (Mediterranean fruit fly) is the source of this 2755-nucleotide messenger RNA. RefSeq lists its product as uncharacterized. Gene Ontology annotation, cellular component: neuron projection membrane. The transcript is spliced from 6 exons. The coding region runs from base 618 to 1946 and encodes 442 amino acids. Gene Ontology annotation, biological process: synapse organization. The record is from RefSeq and is a predicted model, not a curated record. Lineage: Eukaryota; Metazoa; Arthropoda; Insecta; Diptera; Tephritidae.
AUAAAUGAAAAAAAACAGGGCAAGCAUAAAAAAGUGUGCAUAAGUAAAUGAAGAUAACAGGCUGUUACUCAUAAGUUCUACGGCAUCAUUAAACUUAAAACCGCCGUGUUUUCAUAGUCUGCGCGUUUGUGCGACAGUCAGGAUAUGGUCGUCAUCAUAAAAUGUGAAAUAAAGUAAACAAAUUUGCCAUUAGCACACACAUUUACAUUACAUGUGUGUCAGAAAAAAAAAUAAAUAGCAUUACAAAAAGUGCUUGCGUGUAUAUAGAAAACGAAAACAAUAACAAAAAACAAGUUUGGUGAACAAAGAAAAAUACGACAAGCUGUUACCUCAUUUCGAGCACUUCUCCAAGAAUCGAUAAAGUUGGUUCGUUACAAGCAUUCCACCUCUUAAAUCAACAAUGACGAGAGCGGAAACAUUUGGAAAAUAAUCAACUCUUGACUAAACAUAUAUAUCUACGCAAUGACGCGCGUGGGUUGUAAUAAAAGCAAAAACGGGAAAUUUCUCCGAAAAUAAAACUUGCGCUUUUAAGUAUAGAGAGGUAAAGGGCGAAACUGUGCAAGUGUUUUUGGCAGUGUUAACGUACGCAAAUUGCUGUCGAAAAUUAAAAGGCAAUCAUGUUGAUGGAUUGUAUACGUCGUUUCGGUUUGCUCUUCAGCACGCACCUGCUCCUGCUAAUGCUACUAGAAACCAAAACAAUAUGUGGUGAUGUGCCGCCACACUACUGGGAAACACCCUAUUCACAGCCCUAUUUUGACAACUCGUCGAGACGGGAAGUGACAGCGACGGUCGGGCAGGCUGCAUUACUGCAUUGUCGUGUACGCAAUUUAGGCGAUAGAGCGGUAUCUUGGAUACGUAAACGUGACUUACAUAUACUGACCGUUGGCAUACUCACCUAUACGAAUGACCAACGCUUUCAAUCGCUGCACACCGAAGGCUCCGAUGAGUGGACAUUAAGGAUAUCUUCGCCACAGCCAAGAGAUUCCGGCACCUAUGAGUGUCAAGUGUCUACAGAACCGAAGAUAAGUCAAGGAUUUCGACUGAAUGUAGUUGUGUCGCGCGCAAAAAUCCUUGGCAAUUCGGAGCUUUUCAUCAAAAGCGGUAGUGACAUAAAUCUCACCUGUCUCGCCAUGCAAUCGCCCAUACCGCCCUCCUUUAUUUAUUGGUAUAAGGGUAAGCGUGUGAUGAAUUAUUUACAACGAGGUGGCAUCAAUGUCAUAACGGAACGUUCGACGCGCACCAGUAAAUUAUUGAUAGCCAAGGCAACGCCAGCCGAUUCGGGAAACUAUACAUGUUCGCCGAGUAGUUCAGAUUCUGCCUCGGUGGUGGUGCACGUCAUCAACGGCGAACAUCCGGCUGCCAUGCAACACGGCAAUAGCAGUGCUAAUCGCCUUUCCAACCCGCUGCACGGCAUCGUCCAACGAGUAGCACAACGCGCGUUCACCACACUUGCCGCAAGCUUGACCACAGUGACAGCGGUAAUAACAACAAGAACGCCAACGACGAUAACAACAACAACAACAACAACUACAGCUACAACAACAUUAGCAGCAACAUCAUGCCGAUGUGAACAUCUUCUGGUCACCGGCGUAUUGGAGCGACAGACAGUAUGGCUGUGGCUCGUAUUGCUGCUGCGGAGCGUGCUACAACGGUUACUACACGCCGCGGCCACAACAAAUUGGUGCAUCGUGGCAUUGGGCUGGUUGCUCUCCAAGUGGACACUGCAAUGCGGUCAAUGGCAGCAAAAACAAAUGUCAUUACAACAACAAAGACAGAGAACAAAACAGACCGAUAGACGGAGACGAAGACAGCGGCAGAGGCAGAGACAGAGACAGGUGGAAUUGGAGCAGCAGCAGCAACAGCAAGUAAGACAGCCACUAGAGGGCUGCUGUUGGUGUUGGUGGCAUUGGCGACGAUGGAGUGUUGGCGCUUCGUUGAUCAGGUGAUUGGAAAAUUGAGCAAGUGAAUGAAAAGAAUGAGGGGAAGUGGGAAAAGUGGAAGUGUGUAAAAGAGAGCAGUUUAACUGUGACCUUACAUACCAACAUACGAGUAUGUAUGUAAAUAUAUAUGGAAAUAGUAAUUAUAUUUGUAAUUGUAUUGUGUAUAUUUUUUUUUACUAAUAGACAAACUCUGCACAAAUUAAACUACAAGCAAACUAAAAAUAUAUUUGCUGGGUUUGUCACACGGAAAACGAGAUAUUUGUUUCCUUAAACAUAUUUACUUUAAUACAAAUUUUCUACUUCCUCUUCAACAAAACUGAAAAUCGGUUAUUAAUUUGAACUUUGUAGUGUCGAUCUACUCAAUACUUUCGCUUCGUUUGAAGCUCAUUUUUCUAUGGACGCUGCAAGCGUCCUAAACUUGCCUUGAAACUUAUCAAAAGCCAAGUAACGAAUGCUGAAGAAUUUAGCCAACAACUGCUUGUAAGCUUGGCUACUGCAAUUUUUCUUAACUUUAAGAGCAGUCUCACUUUCAGUGGGACACACGUUGCACAAUAAAUCAAUAUAAGAAAACAUAUGUGAAAACCUUGCUAUGUAGGAAUGUGUACAUAUAAUAGAAAUGUUUGCUUGACAUAAAAAUAUAUGUACAUACUCGCAUAUUCACAUGUUAGUCUGGCCACACUGUUUUAAUAUUAAAUUAGUGUGAUUGAGUUGCAUUGAAUUGCAAUGAACUGAUUUGUAACGAUACACACACACACACAUACAGUCAUUUUAUUGACAAUGAAGGACCUUUAGUUCAACCACAAUAUAUAUAUAUA